Molecule: messenger RNA, 1461 nt
Organism: Physeter macrocephalus (sperm whale)
Lineage: Eukaryota; Metazoa; Chordata; Mammalia; Artiodactyla; Physeteridae
Product: signal recognition particle subunit SRP68
Exons: 7
Biological process (GO): SRP-dependent cotranslational protein targeting to membrane
Cellular component (GO): signal recognition particle, endoplasmic reticulum targeting
Molecular function (GO): signal recognition particle binding; 7S RNA binding; endoplasmic reticulum signal sequence receptor activity
Source: RefSeq, a predicted model, not a curated record
AUGUUAAGAAAAAUGAAAAAUCGGGGUGGUCAGAGCCAAGGAUAGGAUCAGCCAUUUUAUCUUUACCUUUUGACUUUCUGCAGAAACAGAGAGAUUAUACCCUUGAAGGGGAAUCGGGGAAGGUAUCUAAUCUUCAGUACCUGCACAGCUACCUGACUUACAUCAAGCUGUCAACAGCAAUCAAGCGGAAUGAGAACAUGGCUAAAGGCCUGCAGAAGGCGGUGCUGCAGCAGCAGCCAGAGGAUGACAGCAAGCGCUCCCCCCGGCCCCAGGACCUGAUCCGGCUCUAUGACAUCAUUCUUCAGAAUCUGGUGGAAUUGCUCCAGCUUCCUGGCUUAGAGGAGGACAGAGCCUUUCAGAAAGAGAUAGGCCUUAAAACUCUGGUCUACAAGGCUUACAGGUGUUUCUUCAUCGCUCAGUCCUACGUGCUGGUGAAGAAGUGGAGCGAAGCCCUUGUCCUGUACGACAGGGUCCUGAAAUACGCAGAUGAGGUGAAUUCUGAUGCCGGAGCCUUCAAGAACAGGCUAAAGGACCUGCCUGACGUGCAAGAGCUCAUCACGCAAGUGAGGUCGGAAAAGUGCUCUCUGCAGGCGGCCGCAAUCCUGGAUACAAAUGAUUCCCACCAAACAGAGACCUCUUUCCAAGUCAAGGACAAUAAGCCCCUGGUCGAACGGUUUGAGACAUUCUGCCUGGACCCUUCCCUCGUCACCAAGCAAGCCAACCUCGUGCACUUCCCGCCGGGAUUCCAGCCCGUCCCAUGCAAGCCUUUGUUCUUUGACCUGGCCCUCAACCAUGUGGCUUUCCCACCCCUUGAGGACAAGUUGGAGCAGAAGACCAAGAGUGGCCUCACUGGAUAUAUCAAGGGCAUCUUUGGAUUCAGGAGCUAACCGGGCUCUUCCCUGGGGGCAGGGGGAGAUUCUGACUCUUAAUCUGUAUUGUGAGAAAACCCCAGCAGCCUCCAUGAUAUUAAAUCCAGGUCUGCAUUGGCCCAGGGCAGAAGUAUAACAUCCUCAACCCUGCAUUCCUAUGUCUUGUGUGUUUGUACACUUCCAUUCUUAACCAGGGUGCUAGAAGGGGCACCCUGUUGUCUUCUGAUAAAUAUGUGCAGGGUCCUGUGUCCAUCCCUCCUGGAGGAGGGGCCCCUGCCAUCUGGUCUCAUGUGAGCCUUUGGUCAGUAAUGUGGUCGUGGGGGUACACACCGGGCACAGAUUGGGGCUGGGAAUGUGUUGUCGUGUCUCUUCAGUGCCGUGGAUUUGAAACGAACUCAUUCCUGCUGUGAGCGUCCAGGAUCCCUUGAAGAGUUUGUCCGUGACUAGGAAACAUUGGCAGCCUUAUUCCCCUUCACCUCCAGGUGAAAGUUAAGAAGUUUCAGAACAAGCAAAGAGCUCUAUUUUUAGAAGAAAUAUGUUACACUCAGAAAUGAUGAAAACAAAUCUUAUAUUAAAAGGCAAAGAUGCUGGA